Messenger RNA from Pocillopora meandrina, 393 nucleotides. The record is from the annotation of a GenBank genome assembly. Lineage: Eukaryota; Metazoa; Cnidaria; Anthozoa; Scleractinia; Pocilloporidae.
AUGACGACCCAUGCUCCAGUCAACGGUUUAGUUCCCGGAACGAUAUCAGAAAAUAACGAUCAUUUAAUACGGUUAUUUUUGGGAGUGAUCAAAGAAUGAAGUUUGUUUUUCGCAACCGAAUGUCAAAAGUGAUCGAUUGUGAAGAAAGCAUCAGCAAUAACCACUAAUUGCACUAAUUGGUCGCAAGAUGUUUUGACAGCGCAACGAGAAAGGUUACUGACGUUUGUUAAUAACCACCUCUAAGAGAAAUAUCUAUGUUAAAUACUUAUGAAACUGUUUUUUUUCCUUUCUUUUUACAGAAAAGUUGAACUUGAUACAGAUAGUAAACGGGAUUUAAGGGCCGAAAAUUGCACUCAGAAGCUUGGUGUCACUGGAUUCAGGAGGCAUCAAUAA